This is a messenger RNA of Naegleria fowleri, 852 nucleotides long. RefSeq lists its product as uncharacterized. Lineage: Eukaryota; Heterolobosea; Eutetramitea; Acrasida; Naegleriidae. The record is from RefSeq and is a predicted model, not a curated record. The transcript has a single exon. Bases 1 to 852 code for a protein of 283 amino acids.
AUGAAAUACCCAACCAUUCUCUUGUUGCUGGCAUCUCUUGUGAUUGCUAGUUUUAUUCUCUCCGUUUCCGUAGAGGCUGGUCGUGGUGGAAGUCGUGGUGGUGGAGGCUCACGAAGAUCUUCAUCAUCCUCGGGUGCCAGAAGAAGCAGUUCUGCCGCUCGUCGUUCAUCCUCCGCUCCUCGAAGCAGACCAACUGGAGGAUCAAGACCUUCAUCUGGCCGAAGAAGUGGAGGUGUCAAGAGAGCCUCUACGAACCAAAGAAGAAGAGGAGGUGUUGUAGGAAGACCCUCUCCAAAACGCCAAGUACAACAACAACAACGAGGAGGAAAGAGAAGAGCUGCUGUUGGCAAUAAGAGAGGAGGAAAGAGAGGAGCGGUCGGAAAGCCAAAGGGAAAGCAAGGCUUGGCUGCUGGAAAGAAGAAUGGUUUGAAGGACAAGAAGGAAAUGCCUCAAGAGGCUGGUGGAGAACAACCACAACCAGAACAACAACCAGAGCAACAACCACAAGCCGAACAACCUUUUGGAGGUGAACAAUCACCACAAGCAGAGCAACCACCACAACAACAACCUAGUAUCGAGCAAACUCAACCACAAGGUGGAGAGCAACAACCACAAGCAACAUCUCAACCACAACCAGCCAAUGAAAUUCAACAACAACAACAACAAGGAGGUGCUUCUGCUUAUGAACCACAACAACAACAAACAACAUAUUCACAACAAAAGAGAAGAGUUGUUUCACAAAAGCGUUCUGGCUCUCCAUCUGCUGGUGGCACCUAUGUGAGAUCCUACAGAAGAGGUGGAAGAAGAGGAAUCUAUUUGAAGGUGAAUGUAAAUGUUAACAAAGCUCAAUAA